Molecule: messenger RNA, 673 nt
Organism: Amphimedon queenslandica
Lineage: Eukaryota; Metazoa; Porifera; Demospongiae; Haplosclerida; Niphatidae
Product: elongation factor 2-like
Exons: 4
Coding region: 20-589 (189 amino acids)
Biological process (GO): translational elongation
Cellular component (GO): cytosol; ribonucleoprotein complex
Molecular function (GO): translation elongation factor activity; GTPase activity; GTP binding
Source: RefSeq, a predicted model, not a curated record
UGACUCAACCAAAGGAUGCAUGGCUUUGAAUGAGAUUAAGGAUGGUAUUAUUGCUGGAUUCCAAUGGGCUACUAGAGAGAGUGUAUUUUGUGAGGAGAACAUGAGAGGUGUUAGAUUUGAUUUGAUUGAUGCUUUUAUACAUUGUGAUCCAAUGCAUCGUGGUGGGGGUCAGAUAAUACCAGCAGCACGUCGCUCCAUUUACUCAUCAGUACUGACAGCUAAACCACAACUUAUGGAACCAGUGUACAGUGUAGAAAUACAGUGUCCUGAUAGUGUUAUUGGUAGCAUUUAUUCUGUUCUUAAUCGUCGGAGAGGACACAUUUUUGAGGAAUGUCCACUAGCUGGUACAUCAAUGUUUGUUGUGAAAGCUUAUCUACCUGUUAAUGAAUCCUUUGGAUUCACUGGUGAUCUUCGUGGCAGCACUGAAGGUCAAACAUUCCCACAGUGUGUGUUUGAUCAUUGGCAGCUAUUGCCUGGUGAUCCUUUGGACAGCAAGUCAAUGGCUGGAUCUGUUGUAGUGGAAACAAGAAAAAGGAAAGGACUAGCUGAAACCGUUCCUUCACUGGACAAGUACUUGGAUAAACUUUGAAAAUAUUUUUGCUGCAUAAAACUGGUUGUUACUUACAUUUGUGUGCAUUCAGUUUUAGAUCUCAGUGAAUUUAAAUAAAAAAAU